Messenger RNA from Punica granatum (pomegranate), 662 nucleotides. Lineage: Eukaryota; Viridiplantae; Streptophyta; Magnoliopsida; Myrtales; Lythraceae. The record is from RefSeq and is a predicted model, not a curated record.
UAUUAAGACUGUUUGCAAAGUUUGUGACGAAUGAGGCGCGUCCACGUGGCCUUCCGUUAGUUCUAUAAGUAAGGACUCUCUGUUCUGCGCUACUCGCAGCUCUUCAGGGAAACUGCUUUGACAUCUUCUUCUUCAGCUCAUCCUAACUGAUCACACUCCUUGAAGCAAAGAAAGCGAGACCGAGGAAAUCGAGAAUGGCGGGUGAUAGCACGGCAACCUGCAUUGACAUCCUCCUGGCCAUCAUCUUGCCUCCCCUUGGGGUCUUCCUCAAGUAUGGAUGCCAGGUGGAGUUCUGGAUCUGCUGUUUGCUGACCCUUUUUGGCUGGCUUCCUGGGAUUAUCUAUGCUGUUUAUGCCAUCACCAAGUAGCCAUAUCAUGAUUUGUGGAGAGAUCUGGACCGUGUAAGACAUGGACGGCCGUGAUUUCUUGGAUCCAUGAAGAUAGAUUCUUCCCAAUGUUCAGCCAGUGUCGUGUCAGUGCUUUUUGUUACUUUUUUUUUUUCUGCCCUUUCCAUUGUGUGUCAUUGACAUUAUUUAUUUGCUGUAAAGUGGUAUUAUUGUGAAUUUAGAUGUUCUUUCUUUGUUUCAUGAUCGUUCAUGGAGUAUUUGAAUUGUUGGGUUGGUUCAUUGGAUUCUAACCAUCGUUCACCAAAUUGGAAUUGA